Messenger RNA from Fundulus heteroclitus (mummichog), 1169 nucleotides. RefSeq names its product family with sequence similarity 131 member C (gene fam131c). Bases 287 to 1060 code for a protein of 257 amino acids. NCBI's taxonomy places the organism in Eukaryota, Metazoa, Chordata, Actinopteri, Cyprinodontiformes, Fundulidae. The record is from RefSeq and is a predicted model, not a curated record. The transcript has 6 exons.
CCCCAUUUCCUCCCUUUCUCUGCACCCCCUUCCCACACUCUGUCAGCGUCGCUCUCUCACCUCUCUUUACCCAUACAGACAAGUCCGCCGCUGCAUCUGCCUCCAGCUUUUCCAGCGUUUGCUCCCUCCCUCCACCCCCCCUCUACACACACACACACACUCUGCUUCUCAGCCAAGUGAUACUUCUCCUGCCUCUGCUGCCUCUUUUCUCUCCUCCUCCUUUUUUUCCCACACUUCUUGCUCCUCCACCAUGGUGAACAGAUAACCGGUUGGCUGCGCUUAGACCAUGGGUGCCUGCCUCUGCAAAGGUCACAAAGAGCUCCACCUACCGCCAUCAUCGCAGCACCAGACCGAGGAAGGCCAGUCAGCUCCCAUCAAGGAUGGUCAGACCCCUUCCAAUGGCAGCGUGGCCGAUAAAUCCAGCCGCUAUGAUAUUGCAGAGCUGGCUACAUCCUCACUGAUAGGCCUGGUGGCAACGAUAAAGGAGCACAUCACCAAGCCCACAGCCAUGGCCCAGGGGCGAGUCGCUCACCUGAUUGAGUGGAAAGGUUGGGGUGGAUGUGGGGAGGGCGGGCGAAGCGGAGCCGGAUGGAGCGGAGGCUGGAGUAAAGGAGGCGGAGGACGUGGGGGUAUGGGGACUGAGCUGCAGGAGGAUGAGCAGUUCUAUUCCCAAAUGACAGACGAAAUCAAAGAGGCCCGUUUUGCAGCAGGUGUAGCAGAGCAGUUUGCCCUGGCCGAGGCGGCAAUGAACAUGUGGUCCAUGAGCUGCAGCCUGGAGCAGCCAUCGACCAGCUCACAAGCUGCAGAGGGCCACUUCUUGUCCAAGUAUCUGCUUGAUGGUGGAAGCGUCGGCGUCCCUCAGUAUCUUUACAGCAUUCACACCCAGACGUAUAGUGACCCCAGUGCAGCCGGCCUGAUCCAGCCACCACCAGUGGGUUCAUGUAACGCCCGGCAGGACGCCGAUCACGCCUUUGAGGACAGAAGCACGGUGGCUGCAGACGCUGCCGUCCGACACGUGGACAGCAGCUCGCUGUCCGAGGACGACGUUUUUUACAACUAGGCUUGGGACUAAAAUGAGCUGGCCGUCACAGUGGAGACGGCUACGGGACUCAGCGAGGUUGGAAGUCUCAUCCACCAGCAAACGAUUGUUCUGUAAGACAUUUUAAGUA